Messenger RNA from Phyllopteryx taeniolatus (common seadragon), 1538 nucleotides. RefSeq lists its product as uncharacterized. Gene Ontology annotation, molecular function: 2-oxoglutarate-dependent dioxygenase activity; methyltransferase activity. The record is from RefSeq and is a predicted model, not a curated record. Lineage: Eukaryota; Metazoa; Chordata; Actinopteri; Syngnathiformes; Syngnathidae. The transcript has 2 exons. The coding region runs from base 1 to 759 and encodes 252 amino acids.
AUGAAUAAUAAUGAACCAAAGCGAGCGACGAGGCGAGCGUUCUCUCCCCGGCUGACGGAGCUCCGAAGGCGGGGAUGGAGGCGCUGUCCCCGCGGGGAGGAGGAGGCGAGCCCUGGGGGAGCGACCGGGGACGACCGCCGCCAUCAACGUCGUCAUCUUGCGCUUCCUUUUCCACACGCGUCGGGAACGCGCCUGUCUGUCAGGGAAGACGUGACCGCGCCACCUCAUCCACACGCAGCAUCAGCACUGGGGCGCCCCAAGUUUGCAGAUGACACCGCUGUCAUCGGCCUCAUCAAGGACGCCGGCGAGUCUGCAUAUCGACAGGAAGCGGAGCGGCCGGAGCUGCGGUGCGGCCGACACAACCUGGAGCUGAACACGCUCAAGACUGUAGAGAUGAUCGUGGACUUCAGGAGGCAUCCUUCGCCACAGCUGCCCCUCACGUUGUCCAGCCGCCUUGUGUCAACCGUCGAGACCUUCAAGUUCCUGGGAAUUACAAUCUCCCAGGACCUGAAGUGGGCGACCAACAUCAACUCCGUCCUCAAAGAGGCCCAGCAGAGGAUGUACUUCCUGCGGCUUCCGAGAAAGAACGGCCUGCCACCGGAGCUGCUGAGACAGUUCUACACAGCGGUCGUCGAAUCGGUCCUGUGUUCUUCCAUCACGGUCUGGUUUGGCGCUGCUACAAAAAAGGACAAACUCCGACUGCAGCGGACAAUCAAAACUGCUGAAAGGAUUGUCGGCACCCCCCCUACCCACCCUUGAGGACUUGCACGCUGCCAGAACUAAGACAAGGGCGUGCAAAAUCCUCUCGGACCCUCCGCACCCCGGUCACCAGCUCUUCCAGCUCCUUCCCUCAGGUAGGCGCUACCGAUCAAUGCAAACUAGAACUAGUAGACAUUCCAACAGCUUCUUCCCUCUUGCGAUCAACUUCUUAAACAGCUAACCUAUAAUUCCAUUACAACAAGCUGGCAAUUUUUUUGACUUGAGUUCUUUAUGUCUCCAAAGUGUUCUGUAAAUUGACUGUCUGUUGUACUAGAGCGGCUCCAACUACCGGAGACAAAUUCCUUGUGUGUUUUGGACAUACUUGGCAAAUAAAGAUGAUUCUGAUUCUGAUGACAACAAAAAAUAUUUUUUAAAUAAGAGAAAAUUCUCACUCUUCCAUCAUUCCAAUAUUUUUGAUCUUGGGAAAAAAAAUAAUCUAGUUUAAAGAUGACUGUUUUUUCAAACAGCUCAUGUUUUAUUUCGGGAAAAAUGGCUUAUAAGAUUGACUUGGAUUUAAGGCAAAUUAGGGAAUGUUUUGCUGUUGCUGCUUUGUCGUCAGAUUCGUCUUCCGUCCAAGCCCUACGCCACGUUGCCCGUCUACACUUUGGGCCCCAGCGCGCCGGCUAAAGACGAAGCGGGCGCAUCUUCGGCCUCAUCCGAGUCGUUCGGGACGGCGCGGAACCGCCGCAGCCUCCGCCGAAGCGUCUACAAGUCAGUUUUCUCCAUUUCAAAAGAAAAAAACAUCCCUCGAGCUAACAAAGAUGAUUUAUUACUUUAGA